Molecule: messenger RNA, 444 nt
Organism: Necator americanus (New World hookworm)
Lineage: Eukaryota; Metazoa; Nematoda; Chromadorea; Rhabditida; Ancylostomatidae
Exons: 1
Coding region: 1-444 (147 amino acids)
Source: RefSeq, a predicted model, not a curated record
AUGGGAGUGAAGGUUGAUGAUCGGCAGCUACACCAUUGGCGCUUUGCUGAUGACAUCGUACUGAUAACACCUAACAUCAGCCAAGCGGAACGAAUGCUGACCGAUUUCGACGAAACAUCUGGAUGCAUCGGUCUUCAGCUGAAUCUACAAAAAGCAAUGCUCAUGCGUAAUGGAUGGGUCUCUGAUGCCCUAUUCACGCUCAACGGAACGAACAUACUCGAAUGCACCAGCUAUGUUUAUCUGGGUCGGGAAUUGAACAUGAUGAACGACCUGACCCCCGAUCUGGGCAGGAGGAGACGAACGGCUUGGGGAGCAUGCAAGAGCAUCGAGGAUGUAGUGAAGAAGACCAGGAACACCCGGCACCGUGCUCACCUCUUCAACACCACCGCGCUUCCUGCUUUGACCUAUGCUUCGGAAACCUGGGCAAAGAAGAAAACGCGGUGA